This is a messenger RNA of Lottia gigantea (owl limpet), 821 nucleotides long. RefSeq lists its product as hypothetical. Lineage: Eukaryota; Metazoa; Mollusca; Gastropoda; Lottiidae. The record is from RefSeq and is a predicted model, not a curated record. Gene Ontology annotation, molecular function: metal ion binding. The transcript has 5 exons. Gene Ontology annotation, biological process: superoxide metabolic process. Bases 14 to 766 code for a protein of 250 amino acids.
GAAAACGGCCACGAUGAAGGUCUUUUUAUUAGUGACAUGCUUUAUGUUGUCGUUGAUAGUAGACAUUUCAGACAGUCGUCCAGAAUUAUUUCCAUUCCUUAAAUCAGAAUGUUCAUCUGGUGUUGUGUAUGCCACCUGUUACAUGAAACAAAGGGGUGGCGAUGACGAUGGUGGUGAUGACCGAGGUGGUGAUGGAGGCGAUGAUAGAAGAGGAGACGAUAGAGACGAUGACAGAGGUGGUCGUAGAGACCGAGAUAAUGAUGGUAAUGAUGAUCGUAGAGACGGCAAUGAUGAUCGUAGAGAUGGUAAUGAUGAUCGUAGAGAUGGUAAUGAUAAUGAUGGUGGAGUCAGAGGCAACAUUUACUUUUCUCAAAAAGUGGACAGCAACUGCAGGCCAACUAGUGAAUUAAAGGUCCGUGUACGACUCAGGGGUGUGAAUGGUGGUGAUGAUGAUGAUCGGGAUGGUCGUGAUCGUGGUGAUAAUGGUGGUGGUGAUGAUGAUGAUGACGGCAGACGAAGGCGAUUUCUUGGUCUUCAUGUGCAUAAAUUUGGCGACUUAAGAAACCGAUGUCUUGCAGCUGGUCCUCACUUACGCAAGCUGGGAAAUUUCCGAUCAAAUCGCAGGGGUAAUAUUCAAGAAAAUUUCCGUGUGAAACAAACAUCAUUAGUAGAAAUAGUUGGAAGAGCUGUUGUUUUGCAUUCAAGAAAGAACGCAGGAAGAAGACUAGCUUGUUGUGUUAUUGGUUACGCCGAUUCACGAAAGUGAUAAUAAUUAUCAAUUAGAUCUUUGUGGUUGAAUAAAAUAACAUUAAUAUAAAAUU